AUGGGUCGGGUGAAACUGGAGAUCAAAAGAAUUGAGAACACAACGAACCGACAAGUUACCUUCUCAAAACGUAGAAAUGGUUUGAUUAAGAAAGCUUAUGAAUUGUCGAUUCUUUGUGACAUCGACAUUGCUCUUAUCAUGUUCUCUCCUUCAGAUCGUCUUAGCCUCUUUUCAGGAAAAACUAGGAUCGAAGAUGUUUUCACAAGGUUUAUUAAUCUUUCUAACCAAGAAAGAGAGAAUGCUCUAGUCUUUCCCGACCAGGAUAGACGUCCGUACUAUCUACUAAGGAUUUUGCAACAGCUCAAGACUGAAAAUGACAUCGCUCUUCAACUCACUAAGUCCGAUACUUCCUUCUUAUUUAUCUUUAUAGAACUUGAGCAAGAAGUGUGUAGAUUACAACAACAACUCCAAAUGGCAGAGGAACAACUAAGCAGGAGAUACGAACCGGAUCCAGUAAGAUUCACGAGCAUGGAGGAAUAUGAAGUUUGUGAGAAGCAACUUCUCGACACGUUAACACAUGUUGUCCAACGACGAGAGCAUCUCGUAAGCAGCCAUUUAUCUUCAUACGAAGCACCCACUAUGCAACAAGGCAUUGCAGGUCCUUUCGCAAACGGCGUCCUCGAAGGUUGGUUGCCUGAAAAUGGGCACAAUCAAGUCAAUUUAUUUGAUGCAUCAGCUCAUUCUACUCAACUCAGAGAAUUAUCAUCGGCUAUGUACGACCCAUUGUUGCAAGGUAGUAGCUCAAGUUCGAACCAAAACAACAUGAGUGAAUGUCAUGUAACGAAUCACAAUGGUGACAUGUUCUCUGAGUGGGCCCAGGCGUAUUCAUCAUCGGCCUUGUUCCCUUCUAUGAACCAGCAGCAUGGAAGUGUGGGACCCAGUAUAGAGGAAAUGAUGCCAGGUCAGCAAAGUGAAAUCUUGGCAGUGACGACGACGGAAGCACCUCAACAAGCUAAGCUUGAAGUGGUCGACGACUAUGAAACAAGAGUUCCCCAGCUCAGUAGCCAAUAA
Molecule: messenger RNA, 1011 nt
Organism: Eruca vesicaria subsp. sativa (arugula)
Lineage: Eukaryota; Viridiplantae; Streptophyta; Magnoliopsida; Brassicales; Brassicaceae
Source: the annotation of a GenBank genome assembly